AGAGAGAGAGAGAGAGAGAGGCUGAGAGGGACUACUAGAAGAACCCCGGUCUGCAUCGCCGCUCCUCAGGAACAGUUGGAAUUCCACGACUGAGUGAAAUCUACGGAAUCACCGCGUAUUGAUAAAAACCACAUCGGAUUAGAUUGGAGUGUCGGAGAGACGGAGACUUGAGCAAAGUUCCGAACAUUGAGGGACGCCGUCUGAUUCUUGUGUAGAUCAGAUCCACCCACAGUAGGGGCAAAUAUGAUCUGGGAAAGUCGAGAAAAGUUGUAGAUUAAUUGGAACUUCGUAUUAGUUCCAAAGUUACAACAAGCCCUGAUGGAAGCAGACAACGGAGGGAACAAUUCUAGUCAUGCUUCAAAACAACGUUUGCGUUGGACCCAUGAGCUACAUGAACGCUUCGUUGAUUCCGUUGCUCAACUUGGUGGCCCUGAUCGAGCUACACCUAAAGGCGUUCUUAGAGUGAUGGGUGUUCAAGGGUUAACUAUAUAUCAUGUCAAGAGUCACUUACAGAAAUAUCGACUUGCAAAGUAUCUGCCAGAUUCGUCUUUAGAAGGGAAGAAAACUGAUAAGAAAGAAUCUGGAGAUGUGCUCUCUGGGUUGGACGGUUCGUCGGGAAUGCAGAUAACUGAAGCCCUCAAGUUGCAGAUGGAGGUUCAGAAACGAUUGCACGAGCAACUAGAAGUGCAAAGGCAGCUGCAACUACGGAUAGAAGCCCAAGGGAAGUACUUGAAGAAGAUAAUUGAAGAGCAACAGCGACUCAGUGGAGCUCUCGGCGAGCCCUCUGGCCCAGUUACUGGCGAAUCAGAUCCUGCAACACCUGCUCCAACAUCCGAGUCUCCUCUACAAGAUAAAUCUGGCAAGGAUUGUGGACCUGACAAAAGCCUUUCAGUUGACGAGUCUCUUUCAUCUUACCGGGAGCCAUUGACACCAGAGUCAGGGUGUAACGCUGGUUCUCAAGACGAGAGCGCAGGUGAAGAGAGAUCAUCAAAGAAGCCUAGAUUGGUGAGAGGAGGUGCAGCUGGUUAUACACCUGAGAUGGUAGUAGCUCACCCAAUACUAGAAUCAGGCUUGAACGCUUCUUACCAUCAGCCAGACCAUGCUCUUGCCUUUGACCAUCCAUCUACAUCACUGCUCGGGACUCAAGACAAGGUUUCAGGAGACGAUCUAUGAGUUGUGUAUCAGGUGGCAUCUGUAGCUGAGUGUAUCUGUCGCAUGUAGUUUUGUUUGUCUAUCCUUAUUCCUAUUAGUUAGGAGUUUCCUCUUUAGUGAGGUGAUCACAACUCUCUAAUCAUAGACACUGCCACUAUAGCAUGAACAAUGAAUAUAUGUCGUGUUGUGCUGUAAUUUGAUAAAAAUACAAAACAAAUGUACUUUCUUA
Molecule: messenger RNA, 1381 nt
Organism: Brassica oleracea var. oleracea
Lineage: Eukaryota; Viridiplantae; Streptophyta; Magnoliopsida; Brassicales; Brassicaceae
Product: protein PHR1-LIKE 1-like
Exons: 8
Coding region: 319-1173 (284 amino acids)
Molecular function (GO): DNA-binding transcription factor activity; DNA binding
Source: RefSeq, a predicted model, not a curated record